Molecule: messenger RNA, 2178 nt
Organism: Schistosoma spindalis
Lineage: Eukaryota; Metazoa; Platyhelminthes; Trematoda; Strigeidida; Schistosomatidae
Source: the annotation of a GenBank genome assembly
AGCAAACAGCGCGCUAAAUGUCUGAAUGGUAUGAUACUUGAUUAUCCCUGUGACGAGAAGAAAUUUGCAAGCUUAUUGAGAAAGAUUAUUUGAUGUGAACUUUUUUUUAUUUUGUUUUCCUCGACUGAUUUAAAGCGCGGUUGAUUUUGGUACAGCUGAUAUUUUGUCGCGAAUACGUUUUCACAUCGAAUUUUAGUAUCUCAAGGAUGCCAAAGUAUUCUAGCAGUAAUCCACAAAGCCGCAAAAAUAGACCACUUAAACGAAUCUCCCCUCGUUGGCGUAGUACUUUUCCUAUUUCAUUAAGUCAGCUACAAAGGAAACGUGAUGAAUUUUGGGAUACAGCUCCAGCAGCUGAAGGCAGAAUUGAGAUUUGGAAUGCUCUGAAAGUAGUUGCUGAUUUUUUUCAAAAACAAGAAUAUGAUAUGGCUCAAGCGAUUUUAGAUGGAGCAUGUAUCACUCUUCCAUCAGGAACAUUAUAUGACUGCUAUGAUGAACUUGGUGCUCAUUAUCAGCUUCCAUUAUACGUCCUAAGUCAGCCAAGUAAUCUCAUUCCAGAUCCAUCUACUCCUGAUUCACAAAGCUUACACUCUCAACCAAAUAUAUCUUCUGUACUCAGAAAUUCAAAUACCUAUACUUCAGGCUUUAGUAACACAAGAGUUCAUUCUCAUCAACAAUGCGCCGAUAGUAAUAAUGACCCAUCAAGUAACGAUGUAUGUGGGUGUUUGUCAUUGUUCAAUGCAUUUUGUCAUAGAAAUCGCAGGAACAGAAACGGAUCACCUCAUUGGUUACAAUGGAACUUUAAUUCGUGCAGACGCGAUUAUGAUCAAUCAGUAUGUGACAAAGUUGAUCCUACAAAUCAUAAUUCUUCAAAUCCACAAUCAUCUUGUCUUAAUUUAAGAUUAUCUACUGGUGAACAGUAUACAUUAGAAAUCGGUGAUCAAAAUAUCACAGUUUUGGAAGCCAAACGUUUAUUUACUUCACUGUGCGGUUGGCAUGAGCUUAGACAGCGUUGGUUUGUGUGUGGUCGUUCUCUUUCCAAUCGACUUUCGAUUAAAGACUGUCAUAUACCAUCGGGUUUCGUUAUCCAAGUUAUUGUACACUCACCAUUCGACCCUGAAUGUUUGUGGAAACAAGGUAGUAGAUCUGCAACUAGUUCUGUAGUGGAAGCUAUUAUCUCUUAGUAGUAGUAGUAGUUAGUCAUUUACUUUUCACUACAAAAUAUUGACUAUCUGCAUUUCUGUUCAUCUAAUAAAUUCGUUCUUAGAUUAGUAUUUUACGAUCAUAACAUUGUAUAUAUUAGCUCUCAUCAAUUAUUACUUCACUCAAUAUUAGACAAAUCAAAUAAUCCUACACAAAUUGACUUUGUUGCUCUGUAAUGUAAUCUAUUAAUGUUUCAUUAGCUUUUAUGUGGUUCAUAAUUUCCUUUUUGUUUUUUUUUCUUUACACUUGUACAUCAUGAUAUAACUUUAACGUUACUUUUUAUAUUAUUAUGUUAUACUCUUGUAUAAUUAGUUACUGUAUCUGUUAUAGGUUACCUCAUUUAAAUGGAAUAUUGAUUUGAUGAAUAAUAUAUUUUUUUCUAAAACCAAUGGAUUAUUUUGUUUUUCUAUUGUUAAUAUUUAAACAUUGGAAUGCUCAUUGUUCAACAUGUAAAUCUACGGUUGUUUUACUAAUUUAUACAUCUGACCUGAACAUGUCCUCUAUACGUUGGAUUAUUUUGCUUGUUUAUUUGCUUUAUUCUUAAUUUGCUGUAUUCCGUUUUCUUUGUGAUAAAUAAUGUCCUUUUUGCUUUUUUUUCUAUUUGUAAAUGAUUAUUUCACCAUUUAAAAAGUUUCUUAUCUUAAUAAUUGUGCUUGUGUUUGUUUUUGUCGUUGCUGCUUUUUGCCUCAUUGUUCCUUUGUUCCAAACUUUCCUUAAGCAUAUAUACACGUCUGUCUAUGGUUUUUUCCAUUUGUUUUUACUUCUGAUCACUUCGUUCGUUCGAACAUGUCUCUUUGUUUAGGUGGUUUUUUUCGUACUACUUUUCACCUUUAUUAUCUUGAUUUUGUAUUGAGUUGUUACAAUUACCGCUGUUUCAUGCAAUGAUAUCUAUGUGGUGAAGUAACACCAUUUGUCUCUCAUGUAGUACAUUGUAUAAAUAUGUUUCCAAUAUAUAUAUAUAUAUAUAUAUAUAUAUAU